Saprolegnia parasitica CBS 223.65 is the source of this 428-nucleotide messenger RNA. RefSeq lists its product as hypothetical. The record is from RefSeq and is a predicted model, not a curated record. The coding region runs from base 1 to 336 and encodes 111 amino acids. Lineage: Eukaryota; Oomycota; Saprolegniomycetes; Saprolegniales; Saprolegniaceae. The transcript has 2 exons.
AUGGUGGUCGUGCACGCCAAGGCGACGGGCAACGUGCAGCAGGUCAUGUUCCGCCAGACGAUCAUCCGCGCUAUGACCAAGCGGGGCAUCAACGGCGGCGCGACGAACCUCAAGACGCCGGCACGCGACACGGUCGAGAUGACACUGGACGGCGACGCCGCCACCAUCCAAACCUUUCUCGACGCCUUGAGAACGACGCAGCCGCUCAAUAGCUGGGGCGCCCGCGUCGAUGCGCUCGUCGUGCUAUCGACUGGCCGCGCUGUGCGUGAUCACCAGGUCACGACAACCAACGUCGACGACCGCAGCUGGAACCCGAAUGUUGAAUUUUACAUUUGAAUAAACUACGAGAGGCCAUUGCCAGCGCAGCAAGACACGAGUCGAGCAGCAGCAAGAGCGCGGUUAGGAACAAGUCGUUCGAGGUCAACCUC